GCCCACAUGCAAAAAAAGUAAAACCAUGUUUCAGUAGCACGAGGAGUGGCUAAAAACGCUCGCACCAAACCACCGUUCUCGAGGAGGUUCCUAAUACGAGUCAGAUAGUGAAACCUGUAUCAUCAGGCUUGUAGAGCACGAAACGCGAGGCAAACUAGAGCUUGUAUAAAGGACACAUUCAAAUCAAAUCCGAAGUAAAUUUCAAGAACUCAUGAAGUCGAUAGUGUAGCAUUUGAACGCAGAAAGGUCUAAAAGAGCAUCUUCGUCAGGACCGCAGUCUACGUGCAGUUGGUAACAUCCUUGAGAGUGUAUCAUGCAUUUUGUCGUGAACUGCACGUUUUGAAGCUCCAGUUCAUCGUCAUUCUUGGUUUAUUUCUCUUCCAUCUCAAGGUGCAAACCAUCUUUCAACAUAUUUAACCAACCAAGAGUACCAGAACACAAGUUAGAUAGAUUGAAUCUACUUUUGGAGUUUUUUGGAGAUCAAUCAAGUAUCAAAGCCGCUGAAUCGUGACUGGCACAAUGGCGUACUACAACAACAAUGACUACUAUGUGAACCCACCGGCAUAUCAUUACGUGAGGGACUGCGUGUAUACAUUCCAACAGCCUGCAGCUGUAAUUAAUAUUCAGCAGCACCCGCUUGUUUUCAACCAACAUGUAAGGGAUGAAGCAAACUUCCGACGUCAGAACUACUAUAAUGAACGACGCGGCUAUGCGCCCACGGAGCAGAUCGCAUCUCUGAGCGAGGGUGGGGGAUACUCAAUAGGAUAUGAACCGCAGCGAUACCUGGAAUACAAUUAUGGCGGGUACAGCGAUUACCACGAGCAAGAGAGGGAAGCAUCUGUGGAGAAGGUGGAGAUUUACGCUCCGCUCUGCUGCGACAAGUGCCAGCGCAAAGUCGAAAACGCCUUGGAACUCAUCGAAGGAGUAACGACAGUGACAGCAGAUCAGUGGGAGAAGAAAGUGGUGGUCUCCGGAUACAACCUAAACCCAAGAAAACUGCUCAAGAGAGUACAUCUACACAAGAGUGGCGCAGUGUUCUGGUCAGACCGUCCGAACUGAUCAGUACUAAAUUCCUCUGCUCUUCUGGAGAAAAUCAGCGUCAGUUGAAUUCGGUGAACAUUUGGCAGCUUAGUGCAUAUUAUACAAGCCACAACUUGUAUUUCUAUGAGCCUCAUUCUCGUGUACAUAGAUUCCAUGUUUGAUUCAAGCAAAGAUGGACUUGACAACCAUGACCGUAGAUAGAAAGUCAGUUGUAAGUAUGAGAAUAGAUAGAAGGGGAACUUAAAAUAGCCAGUUUCAUGGGGAUGGUAGUGUAUCACACAGGCAAGAUUCUCGUAGCCCCAGUUUUGUGUCAGCCGAGAUCUUGCUUACGCUCAUUCUAGACAUCCUGGAAAAUUUCAAAAGAAAACUGCACUUCAAAAACUGUCAACUAACAACCUGUCGGUGAAAAUCUAUGCUGUGAGAAAUCUAGUUCUUCUACAGCAUCUGUAUAUCAGAAAUGUAUCAUAAUUUAUCUAUUUU
Messenger RNA from Physcomitrium patens, 1521 nucleotides. RefSeq lists its product as uncharacterized. Gene Ontology annotation, molecular function: metal ion binding. The record is from RefSeq and is a predicted model, not a curated record. NCBI's taxonomy places the organism in Eukaryota, Viridiplantae, Streptophyta, Bryopsida, Funariales, Funariaceae.